AUGGGCAGACCCAAGAAGCGAAAGACGCAGCACGAGAAUGAAGCUCAAGAUAGCAACGCUGCCACCUUUUCAAGCCGCGUGUCAACGGCCACACUUGAAAAAAGUGUCUCGAGCGAGACGACGAGUGACCUGGAGCCGAUCGCUUUUGAUCCAUGUCUACAGCCUCCCAGUGACUUGAUGGCCGAUGUGGUAUCUUGGGGAUGCGAGACAAACGUUGACCCAAAAUUGCUGGCGGUUGAGACAGAUCCUGGACAACAGACAUGCGCUUGCCUAGCAAACCUCUAUUUAUCCUUGGAAGAAGUUCGAAAAGCAGACAAUUUGGCUUUUGCAGCGCGACUUUCACUUCUGCGGGAUCUCACAGCCAACGCAUCCAGCAUCAUACAAUGCCAAGUGUGUCCGACAAAGUUCCUCUGGGCGAUGCAGAAUGCCCAACUCCUCAACACUUUGAUAAUUUCAAUCGCCGAGGGAUACAAAAAGAUUGUGAAAUCGGUCGAGGAUGAGACGCUCCGUGCUCAGGAGGGGAACGAGUCCAAGCUUUUGUUCAUCGGCGACGGUGAAAAGUAUGAGCAGACUACUCAAAACGGCAACGCUUCUUAUGGUCAAUCUGGAUUUCCCCUGAGUCUGGAUCCCCUAGUUUGGGAGAAUAUCGCAAAAAAGGCCAUCAAGGCUGAACUAUUUGGAUCGUCAACAGGGCUGGCACUCGGGCAGUCUCCCAGUCACGUCUGGAAUCGGGUGUCGAUUGCCUCACCAGGUAAAGGACAAGGAGCCGCAUUGUGUUUCGUUGGUGAAGCAUACAAGGGAUACCCAUUGUUCAAUGCUGGCCUUCGCGACGAUGAGGCUAAAUCUGUUCCGGACAUGUACGAGUUUGACUCUAUCCCCACUCCUUGA
Molecule: messenger RNA, 888 nt
Organism: Fusarium vanettenii 77-13-4
Lineage: Eukaryota; Fungi; Ascomycota; Sordariomycetes; Hypocreales; Nectriaceae
Exons: 5
Coding region: 1-888 (295 amino acids)
Source: RefSeq, a predicted model, not a curated record